Molecule: messenger RNA, 1161 nt
Organism: Vigna radiata var. radiata (mung bean)
Lineage: Eukaryota; Viridiplantae; Streptophyta; Magnoliopsida; Fabales; Fabaceae
Exons: 3
Coding region: 56-958 (300 amino acids)
Source: RefSeq, a predicted model, not a curated record
UGUCUUGGGGUAAGGAUCCGAAUCCCACUGGUGUCACACCAAAACAAAUUUAGAAAUGGUGAAGCUAGCAUCUGCAAGGGACUUCCGCACCUACGGCCCGGGCCUCGCCAAAAACCGCUUCGAGUACAUCAACGCAGGGCUCUACCUCAUUGCCACCAUCCUCCUGCUCUCUGGCAUCACCGCUCAGCUUUCCUCCGAACCCCGAUCGGGCCUCGUCCUCAUCUUUGCCGCCUUCGCCUUCAUCUUCCUCCUUAAUCUCCAUGACCUCUUGGCCCAUCUCGCUGGCAUCGAUUUCCGGUUACACUUGAUGACCUUCGACCUCCAACUCGCCUUCGUCGAGUUCGCCGUUCCCGUCAUUCAGAUGCUCGGAGCGCUUUUUUCCUUCGUCGGAGUCUUAUUCCUUUUUAUUGAGGAGGAGAAAGGAUAUGGGCACUUCGAACCGGAGAAGCAUGCUCUUAACAUGCUUGUUGCUGGUCCUGUAUUGUGGGUGAUAGGAUCAAUUCAUAACUCAUGCCAAAUUUAUGAGAAAGCGGACGGUCAUGUCCAAAUCUUGCAGCAGUGUGUGUGUAUUCCAUUUUUUAUGGGGAGUAUGUCAUUUAUGCUCGGUGCGUUUCUCAAUCAUUGGAAGAAGUCUAAGGAGACUCACCAUGGCAUUCACUUACUUGGUAGCACUUGGAUCUGGCUAGGCAUCUUCGGAAGCCUAAUGUUGCUUAUUGGUGGGUUGACAAACUUAAUCAAAGUGUUCAAGAUGCAACAAAUGAAUGGAAUUAGACUGGAGAAACUAAGAGGUGGAGCACACGAGCGUCUGGUGUGUUCAAGAGAAGGACAUGUUCCCCUGAUCAUUGAACGACAAACUUUAAGCCAUGAACCUCAAGAGACCAAAGUUACUUUACCUAUUCCUAUGCCUGCUCCUGCUUCUACUCCUUAUAAGGAUGUCCUUAUUGGUAGUGCUAAGUAAUGAUUGAUGCUGUCUCCACUCCUUAUACUCCUCAUUUUCUGUUUCCUUUUUUAAUCAGGGAGGGCUUUCUUUAUGUUACUAUAUAUUAUAUAGAAGCAAUUUGAUCAGGCCAUGGAUAGAUAGCAACCAAGAUUCAAGUUUCAAAACAAGAGACUCUUAUCUUAGACUAUAACUUCUAAUGACACUAUCAUACCUUGUCUACA